AUGGCGGACCGGACCACCGAGGAGAGCCAGGCCUCCCUCAACGCUGAGGGCCAGGGCAAUGCUUCCGCCAGCGGGAGCCUUGGCGCAGAGGGAUCCAGCAAGAAGCAAACCGAAAAGAAGGCACCAAAGAAGCUAGGCAAGAAGCAGCCCGAGCCCCAGCAGCAACCCACGCCAGAGGAAUCGCCCGAGUCUGACGUCGACGUUGAAGACGCUGAGCCCGAACCUGAGCGCAAGCAAUCCAGACGGCGCCAAUCUCGCGGUCGUGGACGCAGGAACGUCCCCGACAGCGACACCGAGUCCGUCACGCGCUCUGACGUCUCGGCAACUGGCGGCCGCCGCAACCGCCAGAGGCAGAGGCAGAAGACGCAGCAGAAGGGCGGUGGCGGUCCCCUCGAGGGCAUCACUGAGAAUGUGCCCGGCGGCGAGCUUGUCAACGGCGUGGGCGACAUGGUUCAGAACACAGCCGGCAACGCUGUCAACACGGUCGGCAACACGGCUGGCAAGGCCCUUGGCGGCCUGACCGGCGGCGGCAAGGACGACGACGACGACGGAAAGGGCGAGCAGCUGCGACUUCGUCUGGAGCUCAAUCUGGACAUCGAAGUGCAGCUCAAGGCUAAGAUUCACGGUGACCUGACUCUUGGUCUUCUUAACUAA
Lasiodiplodia theobromae is the source of this 654-nucleotide messenger RNA. Its product is annotated as Glycosyl transferase family 2. NCBI's taxonomy places the organism in Eukaryota, Fungi, Ascomycota, Dothideomycetes, Botryosphaeriales, Botryosphaeriaceae. The record is from RefSeq and is a predicted model, not a curated record. The coding region runs from base 1 to 654 and encodes 217 amino acids. The transcript is spliced from 2 exons.